Molecule: messenger RNA, 1836 nt
Organism: Plasmodium berghei ANKA
Lineage: Eukaryota; Apicomplexa; Aconoidasida; Haemosporida; Plasmodiidae
Product: conserved Plasmodium protein, unknown function
Exons: 7
Coding region: 1-1836 (611 amino acids)
Source: RefSeq, a predicted model, not a curated record
AUGCUAUUCAAAAUGAAUAAAACGGAAACGAAAAAGGAAUUAAUAAGUUAUAUUUUAUCUGAACUUGAAAAAUCAAAAUUGUAUAUAAAUGAAAAAAUAUCGUGUAAAAAAAAAUGCGAAGAAUAUGUCAAUGGGGGGGAAAGAUAUCAUGAUAUACUUGAUGGUAUUAAUAAAAAAAUAACCGAUUAUAAUAAUUAUCUUAAAAAAUUAGAUAAAAAAAAUGAGAUAAAUGGUGAUAAUGAUGAAAACUGUUUUGAGAAAAAUAAAGCAAAAGGAAAUUUUUUUCAAGAAUAUUUAAAAGAAAAAAAUAAUAAUAAAAUACACACAAGUUUGGAUAUGUAUAAAUUACAGAAAAAGGCAAUUGUAGGAUACACAACUAAAGGCAAUGCUAUAAUAAUUAACAAUGAAAAUUUUGAUAAAAGUUUUAAAAAUUAUUAUAAUAUAAUAAAUGAUCAAAAAAAAAAAACUUUUACACAAAGAAAUAAAUCCGCAGACCACAACAACGGCAAUGAUAAGAGAAACAAAAGUGACUACCCAAAUGACACCAAACAAACAGAAAAUGAAGAAGAAAAUGAACAAAACUAUUUGAGUGAACAGUCUUGCUCAUCGUCUAGCAUAAUUUCAUUAAACAGUUUUGUCCAAAAGGAAAAAAUCAAAAGAAUAAAUAAAAAUAGAGAAGCAUUUGCUAAGCAUAAAUAUAAAGACAAUUCUUUUGUUACACAUCAAAUGUAUUCAUGUAGUGAUUGUUCAUCAACAUCUUUUGAUUGGUAUGAAGAUCAAUAUGAUAAUAUUUUUUAUUAUACUAACGUUUUAAAUGAAUAUAAGCAUUUUAAAAAAGAUAAAGAUUUUUUGAAGAUUAUUAAGGGAGAUGAAAUACUGACUUACGAAGAAACCGAUUGCAUAAACAUAUACAAUGAUAAUUCAACGAAAAAAUACACAAGCGAAAAAAAAAAAAACAUAGAUGAAGCGAAGGAAAUUGCAGAUUAUUUUGUUAAAGAAAAUUGUAUAAAAGAUAAAUCACCAUUUUAUAAUUAUAUAUAUUUUAAAUAUCAAGACAAAGAUAAAAAUAUAUUUUACCCAGUAUUUAUAAAUACAAUAAAUGGAAAAAAGAAAAUGUAUAACUUAAAAAAAAUUAAUAAAUAUAAUUCAAAAAAUGUACAAGAAAGAGGAACAAAUAAAUAUGAAUUAGACAUAUCUUUAUUUAGUUAUAAAAAUGACCAACAUAUACCAUCUAUAGAAAAUGAAACUAUUGAUAAAAGGCUUCAUUUUCAAAAUUCGAAAAAUUUGAGAAAGCAAGUAUUCGACAAUGGAGAAUUAAACUAUUCAAUAGAAAAAAUAGUUCAUCAGUUGGAAAAACUAUAUAACCCAGAAAAAGAUACAAUAAAAAAAGUAAACUAUAAUGACAAAUUUGCAAAUUUUAUUAAAAAAAAUAGGGAUUACAUUAGUAGAGAAAGUAUUACCCUUCAGAAAUUAUGUGGAACGGAAAAAAUUAAGUUAAAAGUUAAAAUCAUAGGGACAAAUGGAAAGGAAAUUAAAAACAAGAGCUUGGACAAUGUUCUUAUAAACAAGAAUAAAACAUUUGGAGAUCUAGCGAAAAAUCUUGGUCACUCUUUUAAGCUUCCUAAAGAAGACAUUGAAAAUAUAAAAAUUUUUUUUGAUGGAGAUUUAUGUGAUAAAAGUCUUUCGUUUGAUAAUGAGGAAUUAGGUCUGGAAGAUGGAUUUCAGAUAGAUGUUAAAUUCCCUUUAGCAAAUGACCUUAAUGGUUCAUUAGACGAUUCCAGUUUCAGUGAAGACUCUUAUGUGCUGUUUUUACCGGAUUCUUAUGUCAUUGAUUAA